GCCGCGGGGCAUCAUCAUCAGCGCGCAAUCCAUGGCCAGCGUCAGCUCAGUUGUCGAUGAGCAACGUCCAUUACAAUGCUGUUCGUAAUCCUUUUUCCGGCUCUGCUUCUCGCCAUCUCCAUGAUCAUGGCUGUCGGCGCAAGCGGAUCUCAGUUGAAGCCGCCAUCAUUGCCCUUGUUCGUCAGAACUCCGUACUUCUCCGCUUGGCUACCGGAUGCCCGUAACGAGCCAUGGAAAAACUGGCCCCAAUUCUAUACAGGAGAUGAACUUGGCCUCACCGUAAUGGUUCGUCAUGAUGCAAGCGAUACGGUCUACCCUCUUGUUGGCCGCGGUCAUGAAGAUCUGUUUAAAGAAGCUUCCGAUAGCCUUCUGCGCCAUCCUCAUUACCGGGGUGCUUCGUACGAUGCGUCCACCACAAACCUAUCGUAUACUCUCUCAAUGGAUAAUGCAGCUGAUCAGUGGUCGUCGGAUACUCGUGUCACGUUAAGCUUUAUUUCUCCAGUCACCCCUGAUGAUACAUUUCGUCAGGCCGUUCCCGCUUGCUACCUUGCGGUGCAUGUAGAGGGAACGGCUGAACUCUCCAUCUACAUUGAAUUCAAUGGCAUGUGGGCCACUGGAGACCCUGGCGGUGUCCUGACAUGGCAGGUUUCCAAACACGACAAUACUCGCAUAAUCGAUAUUGGACGACAAGAAGAAAGGCUCUUCACAGAAACAAGAGAUCGUGCCGAAUGGGGAAGGUUUUACCUGAUCGGCAACAAAACCGACAGUUAUGAAAUUGGUGACGCCAGGCUUCUCCGGCAACGGUUUGCUCAGAGAGGCACUCUGAUUCAACGCACCACCACUAACUCGGGCACCAUGGAUGUACUUGGUACUGUUAUGGCUGUUACGCAUCACUUUGAACCGACCAGUGACGGGGUACCAUUGCAGCGUACUGCACACUUCAGCGUGGCCCAUGUGCAAAUCCCCACAGUCCAGUUUGCCCGCGCGCGAGGUGUGCAAGCAAUGAAGCCGUUAUGGCAAAGCAACUUUACAGCUGGUGUCUUCCAAAUGUUACACUUCCACUACAAUGAUUUCGCUUCCUCCGUGGGGCUGGCGAAGUCCUUUUCGAAUACUAUCAAAGAGCGUGCCGUUGAACUGGCAUCGGACACAUAUGCAGACAUACUUGCCUUAUCUGCGCGACAAGUAUUAGGUGCGACAUCAUUCGCUGGAACCCCGGAGGAACCGCUCUUAUUUCUGAAAGAGAUCUCGUCAAACGGCAAUCAUCAGACCGUCGACGUAAUAUAUCCUGCCAUGCCUUUCUUCCUGUAUGCCAACCCUGCAUGGCUCAGAUACGCUCUGGUGCCAUUGUUGGAGCAUCAAGCUGCUGGUCUCUAUCCGCGUGAUGCCGCUAUGCAUGAUCUCGGGACCCAUUUUCCUAAUGCAACGGGCCAUCCGGACGGGAAUGACGAACAAAUGCCUUUGGAGGAAUGCGGCAACAUGUUGAUCAUGACACUGGCGAUGCUUCAGUCCUUCCGACAACAUCAAGGCGUCGAGGAGCUGCGAUCAUGGCUGGAGGGGAGCGAGGAGCAGUUCGGUGAACUAGGUGCGCCCAUUGGCACGUCGGCUCAGCACAGAAUGACCAGGUACGCUCUUCUUAACAGGUGGGCGGAGUAUCUCGUGGACAAUACUUUGUUUCCAUCUCAUCAGUUGAGCACGGAUGAUUUUGCUGGGCCGCUUGAAAACCAGACAAAUCUUGCCCUCAAGGGGAUUAUCGGUAUUAACGCUAUGUCCGAAUUAGCUGCCAUACUCGGACGCUCGGUUGAUAGUCGCUACUAUGCUAUGAUAGCAGAGCUCUAUAUCCAUCGGUGGGAGAAAUUAGCCAUGACCGACCAGUGUGCCCAUGCAAAGCUCGCCUACCACUGGCAGGGAAGUUGGUGCACGUUGUAUAACCUCUUCGCUGAUAGCUUGUUGUUUCCAUCGGAACCGCUAGUUCCCGAACGAGUGUACCAUGCGCAAAGCGAUUGGUAUGAACAUGUACUGCAGACUUACGGGCUUCCUCUAGACAACAGACACCUGUAUGCAAAGUCGGACUGGGAGUUCGUCGCACUUUCGACUGCAGGCAGGACUUUAAAACUAGAUAUUAUCAACCGGAUCGGACAUUGGAUAAAUGAAACGUCUACAGAUCGCCCUUUGACCGAUCUAUACGACACGGAACCACCUGGAGGAUUUAGCGGCGCUAUAUUCUACGCAAGGCCCGUUGUCGGGGCUCACUUUGCCUUGCUGGCACUCGAGAAGGUGUGUCAUUCGAAAUGA
Molecule: messenger RNA, 2292 nt
Organism: Saitoella complicata NRRL Y-17804
Lineage: Eukaryota; Fungi; Ascomycota; Saitoellomycetes; Saitoellales; Saitoellaceae
Product: DUF1793-domain-containing protein
Exons: 8
Coding region: 76-2292 (738 amino acids)
Source: RefSeq, a predicted model, not a curated record